AUUUUGCAGGGAUGUUUCUAUCAGGGAUCACCCUCUUUACUAUUCAUCUCCUUUGCGGUGUCAGCUCCUCUCCCAGACCCAAUAUUGUGUUGAUAAUGGCAGAUGAUCUAGGUUGGGGGGACGUGGCCCCAAACAACCCUGACAUUAACUACACACCCAACAUAGCUAAGCUUGCAUCACAAGGAGUACGCUACACAGACUACCACAGUGCUGCUUCAGUCUGCACUCCCUCUCGAGCAGGACUACUGACCGGCAGGUUGGGGCAGAGGACUGGGGUCAUACAUAACUUCGGUGUUUACGCGAAAGGGGGCUUGCCACUUAGUGAGCACACUAUGGCAGAUUAUUUGAAAAGUGUGGGUUACAAAACUGGGAUAAUCGGAAAGUGGCACUUAGGUCACACUCACAAAUACCACCCCCUGUCUCGAGGCUUUGAUUACUAUUUUGGGCUCCCUUACUCAAACGAUAUGGGGUGCCUCAACAAAUCAUCUCCCGUCUACAACAUCAAAGUGGAUCCAUAUUGUGGAGCCAACAUAAGGAACCUUUCUCUGCCACUUUUUGAAAAUAGGGAUAUUAUUGAGCAACCUGUAGAUUUGAUAACUCUAACUGAACGAUAUGCUAAGAAAGCUCUGCAGUUCAUUAGUACCUCUUUAGAAGAAAAGAAACCCUUUUUUCUUUACAUUCCAAUGACCCACGUGCAUGUUCCUUUAUACUUUGCUAAACAGGAAACUGGAAAUCACUUUAUCGACACCGUUAUUGAAAUGGACCAGUAUGUAGGUAAGCUGAUCAAUUUUUUAAAGCAAAACCAACUCGAAAAGAACACAAUCGUCAUUUUUACUUCAGACAACGGACCUUGUGAAUUCAAAUGUGACCUUGCAGGAACUUCAAAACCUUAUUUGGGAGAGUGGCAGAAAACGAAGGGAGAGGGUGGAUCGUCCAGUAAGAUGACCACAUGGGAAGGAGGUCACAGGGUCCCAUUCGUGGUAUCUUGGCCCGGAGUCAUACCUAAGGGGCAGGUCAGCGGGGAUUUGGUGAGCGCCUAUGAUAUUCUCCCUACGUUGGCUCAGAUAUCAAACUUUUCCCUGCCAAAUGACCGAGUGUUCGAUGGGAUUCCUUUGCCAUUUGUUGUUCCACAUGAAGAUACCCGCACUCUCUUCCACCCGGAUGUAGACCUCCUGGAGCUCUGGUCAGUUAGAUACGGCAAGUACAAGAUUUACUACGCUACUUACCCUGAUCACGACUGUGAGAAUAACUUCGGGACAGGGUUCCUGUACCACAACCCAGCUCUGGUGUUUGACCUGGACAAUGACAGCAGCGAGAGCUCUCCGCUCAGUCUACAAGAGGUCCCGGCAGGUCUUUAUCACAAGAUAGAGUCUUUAAAGAAGAGAAUGAGAGACAGUAUUUACACCAGUUUUAGGUCCACAGUGAACUGGAAAACCGAUGAGGAUGUGGCAGCUUGUUGUAACAAACAUAACAAGUACUGCGCCUGUUCAGUGGUCCAUUAGUGGAGACUGGAGGUACAUUACGUUGUAAUGUUACAAACAGUACUUCACUAUCUUAUGAAGGCUUUGUUUCUCGAAGUUACAUUUACUGUGGCUGUUUUCUUUCUCACAAACUCCACGGUAAAUCAGGGUUUUACUGUAUAUUGGGUAUAUUGUAUAAUAUCGGUGAUGCUUGCACCUGGAAUUAUAGAUGAUAGGUGAUCUAAGCUAUCUGAAAUUGGGUUAAAUCUUUUUAUUAUUGUAAUUAUGAUUUUUUGCGAUUUUCUUACAAGUCUUGAUUUUAUUAAUAUUUUCAUAUUUAUUUAUAAAUAAUUGACUUUUAAAAACAAAAUUAAAGAGGCGUUUAUUUCUUAAUAAAUGCAGAGAAACUAGCGGGCUGCGAUGAAUGGUGACGUGCCACCUGGCCACCAUGGCAACAUUAACUGUAUUGGCUCUGUUACAUCGCUUCCUGUUAAACGUAAUAUAAAGCUCUGGAACAUAAAAAGGGUUCGAAUUAAAGGUAUUUAUAAAUUUCACAACUCUCGCCGUAAUUCUUACAGAAUUCAACAAAAUCCGAAAAUGGGGAAACUAAUUACAACACUACAAAUCUAUUAUAUUUAUUGAGGACGUUACAGAAGGAAUUAAUUUAAUGUAGUUUGAGGGGUCCUAAGUCUCCUCACGUCCAAAAAUGGCGUUUCUCUUGUCGCUAAUAUAAAAUAAUAAUAAAAACAUUUGAAUACAACUACAAUUACUAAUAAAAAACAGCAAGCCCCAAAAAAGUGCAACGAAGCACAAAGUACAAUUAAUCACAAACAAUGAAGUAUGCGACUGGACAGAGAUAAGAAGCCCAAUAUACACUACUUUACUACAUAUGUAGUGACUUCAUGUAUACAUGAAGUCACAAACUGUGAAAUUGUGCCAGCGUUUGAGAGUACAUGCUGGUUGAUUAUUAAAUAAAUGUUUAAAAUAUUUAUACAAUCUGACCUUCUUUUCAAAAUUCUAAAAUCAGUCACAACAAGUGAAGAGGAUUUGUAUAUAUCCUAUCACUAA
This is a messenger RNA of Bolinopsis microptera, 2528 nucleotides long. Its product is annotated as arylsulfatase G-like. Bases 12 to 1502 code for a protein of 496 amino acids. Lineage: Eukaryota; Metazoa; Ctenophora; Tentaculata; Lobata; Bolinopsidae. The transcript has a single exon. Gene Ontology annotation, molecular function: arylsulfatase activity. The record is from RefSeq and is a predicted model, not a curated record.